This is a messenger RNA of Uloborus diversus, 838 nucleotides long. RefSeq lists its product as uncharacterized. The record is from RefSeq and is a predicted model, not a curated record. Lineage: Eukaryota; Metazoa; Arthropoda; Arachnida; Araneae; Uloboridae. The coding region runs from base 148 to 831 and encodes 227 amino acids. The transcript is spliced from 7 exons.
GAGCUUCUCAUUUUUUAGCAAUUCUCAUUGCUAUGGUGUUUGGUGUUUAUACUUGUAUUUGCUCGCUUAAUUUUAUCCUUUUAUAAUUAAUAGCAUGUGUUACACUUAACAAAACUUUUUAUAAAUAAUUUAUUUGAAAGUUUAUCUAUGGGGGCUUGUUUUGGAUGUUGUUUACGGAAAACGAUAGGGAAACAAUCUCAUAGAAGUAAUUUUUUGCUGACUGAAAGUUCAAAUGAGAUACCUCAAGAUGAAGAAUUUUUUGAGCUGGAACAAAGAGCUGAAAGGAAACCAGAAACCCAGUCACCAAAGAGCACCACUACAUGUGAAGUAGUUAGACCAAACAAACUUACCUUUAAAAAACCACAUUUCACAUGGAGAAGAGUUGAUACUCAUGCAUCAGCUGGGACCAUAUUGCAUCAUGGCAACAUGAAGUCUCCAGCUGAUUCCAUCAUGCCACUGCUCCAUAGAGAAAGUUCUUUUGCCGAAACUUGCAGUUUUGCAGGAAGUCAAAAAUGGGAACAAAUAAGUGCUGGAGUCACUCCUGGAUCUUCUGUGGAUUUGGAGUGGGAAAAUGAAAUAGGUUUCAAUUCUUCAGCCAACUUUGGUGCUACGGAGGAGCUCCAAUGGAUGGUGCUAACAGAAAACACUAACAAUUCUUGGAGAUCAUCCCCUGUAUCAAACAGCAAUGGUUUGGAAUGGGAUGGUGACUUCACCAGUGUUGAUAUAUCAGAAAUAAUCACCGAAACACAAAGGUUGACCACUGAUCUAGAAGAUAAUGCAGAAAAAGACACAUCUAACAUUUCAUUCAGAGAUGCAGAAAACAACAAUUGAUUAUUUU